Acanthoscelides obtectus is the source of this 2202-nucleotide messenger RNA. The record is from the annotation of a GenBank genome assembly. Lineage: Eukaryota; Metazoa; Arthropoda; Insecta; Coleoptera; Chrysomelidae.
AUGGAACUCAACCGAGAACAAUUUCGCGCCAUAAUUUAUUACAACUUUCAGAGACAAUUAUUGCAACAAGAAUACCUUACCGAUCUUAGCGACGAUCCCAGGGUGGGUGCACCAAAAACGGCACUCACCCAGGAAAACGUCGAUGUUGUGCGCAAACUCAUAAUUGAAGAUAGACAUGUGACAUAUCGCGAGAUUGAGGCGUCCUUGAAGAUCUCAAAGACCUCAAUUCAAAAAAUUGGUGAUGAAUCGGGGAUUUACUGUUAUGAACCAGAAAAUAAACGACAGUCGGCUGUUUGGUCGCGAUAUUUGUGUCAAAAGCGGCUUCGAAAAGUCAACCCUGAAAGAAGAAUCAUCCUCCACCAAGACAAUGCAAGCUCGCACACAGCCCAAAAAACAAGGCAGUAUUUAACGGAAGAAAACGUGGAAUUAUUGGAGCAUCCUCCAUAUAGUCCCGAUCAAAGUCCUAACGUUUUCUUUACUUUUCCGAAAAUUAAAAACAGACUGCGUGGUCAAAGGUUCCAGUCACCAGAAGAAGCAGUUGACGCAUUCAAAAAUGCCGUGUUGGAUCUGCCAGCAAACGAGUGGAAUAAGUGCUUCGAAAAUUGGUUCGAGCGCAUGCAUGUAGCAGCAGAAAUAUUUAAUGAGCGACAUGAGAACAGUAACGUGCAUCGAAAAUAUGAUCUAGAACUUGUAGCUAAAUUUCGGGAAACUGGGUCAGUCGCCAAUAAAAAACGCAAAAUUGAAAAUCCCAUAAGGAACGAAGCAAUAGGAGUGGGGGUUUUAGGGCAAGUUUAUGUAGAUCCUACGUUAAGUACCCGCAAAUUGGAGACUGUGUGUGGUGUUAGUCGAGUCAUAAAUGAAAAUCGGAAUGAUCGGCGGUACAUUGCGAAUAGGUUGUUGAUCCAACAGGAUGGUGCCCCACCACAUUACGCAUUACGUGUUCGGCAAUAUUUAGAUCAGACGUUUCCAGAUCGAUGGAUUGGUAGAAGAGGUGCCAUUGAAUGGUCCCCAAGAUCGCCAGAUUUAUCAACUUUGGAUUUCUUUAUGUGUGGUCAUUUAAAAAGCAAAAUCUAUGCUACUCAGCCAACAUCAUUAGAAGACCUGCGACAAAGAAUUGCGAAUGAGUGCCUUCGAAUUACUCCUCAAGUAUUGCAAAAUCAAUACGUGCAGUGUUCUCACUACAGUGAAUUUUUAAGUGUCACCAAAUACUACUUUCAGAGACAAUUAUCGCAACAAGAAUGCCUUGCUGAGUUACUAUCUGUUUUCGGCAACGAAGUGCCACAUCAGUCGACAAUUUCCCGUUGGUAUGGAGAAUUCAAACGUGGACAGGUGAGUCUUAGCGACGAUCCCAGGGUGGGUGCACCAAAAACGGCAGUCACCCAGGAAAACGUCGAUGCUGUGCGCAAACUCAUCAUUGAAGAUAGACGUGUGACAUAUCGCGAGAUUGAGGCGUCCUUGAAGAUCUCAAAGACCUCAAUUCAAAAAAUUUUACAUGAAGAAUUAGGAGUAAGAAAAUUAGUUUCUCGUUGGAUACCCCACCUGUUGACUGAAGAGCAGAAAGCAGCCAGGGUUAAUUGGUGUCAAAAGACGAUUGACCGUUUCAAUUCUGGAAACACAAAAACUGUUUACAGCAUUGUUAGUGGUGAUGAAUCGUGGAUUUACUGUUAUGAACCAGAAAAUAAACGACAGUCGGCUGUUUGGCCAACAAAAGUCAUCCGCUCUCGAAGUGGUUCGAAAAAGAUGGUCGCGACAAAAGCGGGUCAUAUUGCAACAAUUCCUGUUAAUGAGCAAAGAACUGUUAUUGCGGAUUGGUAUACCUCCAUUUGUUUGCCAAAAGUCAUCACCGAGCUUCGAAAAAUCAACCCCGAAAGAAGAAUCAUCCUCCACCAAGACAAUGCAGGCUCGCACACAGCCCAAAAAACAAGGCAGUAUUUAACAGGAGAAAACGUGCAAUUAUUGGACCAUCCUCCAUAUAGUCCCGAUCGAAGUCCUAACGAUUUCUUUACUUUCCCGAAAAUUAAAAACAGACUGCGUGGUCAAAGGUUCCAGUCACCAGAAGAAGCAGUUGACGCAUUCAAAAAUGCAGUUUUGAAUCUGCCUGAUUUGACAGAUGCGAAUACACAAUUGCGUAGUACACAUCUAUCAGCGUUGAUUUGGGGACAUUUGGCUUUAAUUUCAAUAUCGCAUAGUAGGACCUAUUGA